Molecule: messenger RNA, 4604 nt
Organism: Xenopus laevis (African clawed frog)
Lineage: Eukaryota; Metazoa; Chordata; Amphibia; Anura; Pipidae
Gene: socs7.L
Product: suppressor of cytokine signaling 7 L homeolog
Exons: 10
Coding region: 16-1821 (601 amino acids)
Biological process (GO): protein ubiquitination; intracellular signal transduction; phosphatidylinositol phosphate biosynthetic process
Cellular component (GO): cytoplasm; plasma membrane; phosphatidylinositol 3-kinase complex
Molecular function (GO): 1-phosphatidylinositol-3-kinase regulator activity
Source: RefSeq, a predicted model, not a curated record
GCUGUGGCCACAACAAUGGACGUGGUCAAACACAUUUUCGCCUCACUACGCGCGCCAACUUUUUUGUCCCUCUUUUUACUUACAAAAUGUUGGGAGGUAUGGCUAACCCACCAACAAAAUGGCGGAGGCAACACAGGGAGACGCUUUUCUGAACACAUUGCCCAUGACCACAGUCACGUGGGGCGUCUGUACGUUCGGUGGGCGGCGCUUUCCGGAGCUGUCACAUGUCACACACACAGAGACAACAGUGACGUUGUGCAGAACCGGAAACAGGGGGCGGGCUCCGAUGAAGGAGCUGCCGGAGAUCGGGGAGCUGAGCUGGGAGAGACCGAGGCUCGGGCCGGGGCCCGCGGAGCCACCGGGGACAACAUGCGUGGGGCAGCGGCGGAGGAGGUGCUGAGCCGGUUAUUAGGCUGCGGUCCUGAGGCGGAGGCUGCGAGGCCCCGGCUCAUGGUGUUCCGGAACAUGCCGAGGGGAGACGAGGAGGAAGGAGAGGCUGCAGCGGAGGCCGAGGCUGUAGUAGAAGCGCUGCCGGCGGGAGGAGGGAGGCCGGAGGCGGCCGAGUUGUGUAACAGACGUGACAAGGAGUUGGAGUUGCAGCUCGGGGCCCUGGGACUGCGCGGGUGUCCGUGUGAGGAGACGAGUGACGCGCUGCUGGUGCUGGAGGAGCCCGAGGGACACGAGGGACGGGCCCCGAGCAGCAGCACAGGCCGAAGCACAAAAUCCUCCCUCAGGAACCGACUCUCCCGCAUCUUCCGCACCAAGAGCUGCGCGGGGGCCGCCGGGAAUUCUGACAGGAGGGGAGGGGCUACACAGCUGGGGGGAAGCUUCACCGACAUGUCCCGGGACUUACAGCUUCUCCGGAAGCCGCGAUUGACCAGAACUCAAAGUGCCUUUUCUCCAGUCUCCUUCAGUCCACUCUUCACUGGUGAAACGGUGUCACUUGUAGACGUGGACUUUUCACAGAGAGGAUCCUGCUCCACUCACCCUCCCACCCCUCCUCCACCUCCCCGCAGGAGCCUCAGCCUUUUAGAUGAUAUUGGUGGAAUCCAGCCAGCGUCUGUCCUAGUGGGACCCAUGGGAUCCUCUCUGCAGUCAUUCCCACUGCCCCCGCCUCCUCCUCCACAUGCUCCAGAACUUUUACCACGGGUGUUUCCGCUAAGACCAACUGAGUGUGUCCCAGUCCCACUGGUGCAGCCCCUGCAGUGCCCCCUAUUUAGACAGGACUCCAGUAGCUUUGCUGCCAGCCUGCGGGAGCUUGAGAAGUGCGGCUGGUACUGGGGUCCAAUGAACUGGGAGGAUGCAGAGAUGAAGCUGAAGGCAAAACCCGACGGCUCCUUCUUGGUGCGAGAUAGUUCAGACCCUCGCUACAUCCUGAGUCUGAGUUUCCGAUCACAGGGAAUCACCCACCACACGCGCAUGGAGCACUACAGAGGAACAUUCAGUCUCUGGUGCCACCCGAAGUUUGAGGAUCGAUGUCAGUCUGUAGUGGAGUUCAUAAAACGCGCCAUCUUGCACUCGAAGAAUGGGAAGUUCCUGUAUUUUCUUCGCUCGCGAGUACCAGGUCUCCCCCCAACCCCAGUGCAGCUCCUGUACCCCGUCUCCCGCUUCAGCAAUGUGAAGUCCCUGCAGCACUUGUGCCGCUUUCGUAUUCGGCAGCUGGUCCGGAUCGACCACAUUCCGGAACUCCCGUUACCCAAACCCCUCAUCUCAUACCUGCGCAAGUUCUACUAUUACGACCCCCAGGAGGAGGAGUAUCUGUGUCUAAAGGAGGCUCGGCACGUUAACAGAAUGGAGUUUGGGAGCGACGGCUCCACGUAGCGAGGCUUCUGCCCUUCCCCCUCUUCAAUGGGCCCAACCAGGGAUGCAGAACACUGAGCAAGAGAACAAUGGAGGAGCUGGAGGUGCUUGAAUAAGAGGCUGCUUGGCUGGUCCUGUUACCCCUUUAGCUACAUGACCCCCUUUUCUAGGAGUAGGAAUACCAAGCAAGUAGUUUGGCACACCAGGGACUCCGUAGGAUCUCCUUUGGUGACUGUGGGAGCUGAAGACGUCAGUCAUGAAAGCCCUGGCUGUAUCCUCAGCAAAUUCCUCAACUGUCAUAUUCCUCAACUGUCAUAUUCCUCAACUGUCAAAUUCCUCAACUGGAAAUCAUCCGACAAGAGACGGGGUGCAGGGAAUUUGCCUUAUGUUCCCGAGGCGGCUCCAUCAUCUGGAGUGUUUUCUACUGAUUCUCAUCCGCUGAGCGUAUUCAUCUCAUGGACGAUGUGAAGGGGUUCAGCCAAACACUCAAUGCUACUGAUUCCCCCAGCGUUUUACUACUGAUUGAACUACUACUGCAAUACCGGCACCUCUUAUCUUACUCUCAGAUUCCUCACAGCCGAUGGUGUUAAACUGCUCUUCUCAACACUGGAGUCCGUUCACUGGCCAACUCCUUUAAAGGGCAAGUCAACCCCAAAAUAAAAUCCUAAUAUUAAAGAAAACAUAAUUCUAGGCAACUUUCCAACAUACAUUAAUUAAAAGUUUGCAGUGCUUUUAAAGUUAUUAGUAAAAACAUUUGCUAUUGAAAGCAGCAUUGGCCAUAGACGUAACAAUUACGAUCUUUCUUAGAAAAGAUGUUUAGUUUGUUUCAAUAGACACGUGUUGAACUGAAUGGUCAGAUAUUCAGGUAGAAACAAUAGAAUUCCACCUAUUUUUGGGUCCCUUCAAAGGCGCCCAAUCAAAAUUUUUCUACGAGCCAACCGAUAUCCAAGUCUACUGCUGAUAUUGUUCGGCUCGUUUCCCACCUUACACGCACCGAAUAUCGUAAGAAAAUUAGUUUUGUAUGAUAUGUGUAUGGCCACCAUAACUCCUGGUUGUUACUCUUUAGACAAUGUUGCAAAAGUCUUAAUUCCCCGGCAAAGACACGUCUGUUAAUCAGCUGCCUUUACGGAACGCAUUUUAGGACAUUAUUAGAACACACGCUCCUGCAUGCGCUCUUGUAAAGAAGAAGUAUGCACUCGUCUCUUAUUCUACUGCAGUCACACCACUGUGCUGCCCGCAUUUGCUGUUGCAAUCUCCCCCUCGUUUCUCAUUCCUUAUCCCUCCCUCCUCGGUCCUCAUUCUGCCCUCCUCAGCCUUUAUAACAACAGCCCUCCCUCCUCAGCCCUCUCUCUUCAGCUCUCAGCCCUCAUUACAAAAUCCCUCCAUCCUCAGCCCUCCCUUAUCAGCUCUCAACCCUCCCUCCUCCGCCCUCAUUACAAAAUCCCUCCAUCCUCAGCCCUCCCUCCUCGGUCCUCAUCACAAAAGCCCUCCCCCCUAAAGCCUCUCUCUCUCUUUAGCUCUCAGACCUCCGCUCAUAAGGCAGGCUGAUAGCUGAGGAGGGAGGGCUGAGGACGGAGGGCUUUUGUGAUGAGGGCUGAGGAGGGAGGGCUGAAAGCUGAAGAAAGAGGGCUGAGGACAGAGGGCUUUUGUAAUGAGGGCUGAGGAGGGAGAGCUGAAGAGGGAGGACGGAGGGCUUUUGUAAUGAGGGCUGAGAGCUGAAGAAAGAGGGCUGAGGACAGAGGGCUUUUGUGAUGAGGACCAAGGAGGGAGGGCUGAGGAAUGAGCCACGAGGGGGAAGAUUGCAACAGCAAAUGUGGGCUGCACGAGGUGUGACUGCAGUUUCUUCGGAUAAGUGAGUAGAAUAAGAGACGAGUCUGCAUACGUCUUCUUUACGAGAGCGCAUGCAGGAGCGUUUGUUCUGAUGAUGUACUAAAAUGCGUUCCGUAUGCCUUGUCUUACACUGAAUCAACAGUCUGAACCUGCAGUGCAGAGAAUAGAGACAAACACUGCUUUCAAUAGCAAUACAUAUACAAUAACAGAGACAAUUUGUAAUGAAUGUAAAUGGCAAAGUUGCUUCGAAUAAUGUUUUCUUUUAUUAGGCACAUAUUUUAUUUUGGUGGUUGCCAGACAGCCGACGUACUUGAAGGGGUCCCUGGGUGGAAAGUGGAGAGCGACGGGGGAUAUUUCCAUUGAGUGGGAAAGACUUGAUCCCUUUCAUCCAUUUCUUCACAGGACAAAAAACAAAAUGACUUUCUUUUCCUCUCCAGCACAAUUUCUCUUUCCCCCAUUUCCUCCCGUUGAUUCUUUCUGUGUAGAUUUUUGGUUUCUGAUGCGCUUAAUUUAUUGAACAAUAAGUCCGGUUGUAAUUUAUUUUCCUCUCCCCCGUUCCCUGAUUAUUCUCCCGCUGCUUGUGGGAGUUUUUUUUAUUUUGAACAAGGAAAACGGUAAAACUUUGGCUGUUUUUAUUUCGGGGGGGUCUGUCCUGUGCGUGUGUUCUCAUGGAGCCCCGUGGGCAGUUCUGAUGGAAUCUCCGUUUGUAAAUAUUGAGUGCGGCACAUCCGUAUGAUUUUCAAUUCAAAAACAUAUUUAUAUAUUUUUGACUCCUCCCCUCCAAAUAUUCUUUCUUUGCGUUUGCAGUGGUCGAAUAGGAAAUAACGGCACGUUGUUUUGGUGUCAGUGUCUUUCUACUUUGUCUCCGACCCCCAGAAAGGAAAAGCACUCGCCCCUCUCCCGGCUCCGCAAUUUGCUCUUGGAUUUUUCAAGAGGGGCGGCGAGUGGGUUCAAAAUAAACAGUUUAGAAAUAA